Panicum virgatum (switchgrass) is the source of this 3761-nucleotide messenger RNA. RefSeq lists its product as uncharacterized. The record is from RefSeq and is a predicted model, not a curated record. Gene Ontology annotation, molecular function: nucleic acid binding; zinc ion binding. The transcript has 5 exons. Lineage: Eukaryota; Viridiplantae; Streptophyta; Magnoliopsida; Poales; Poaceae. The coding region runs from base 67 to 1209 and encodes 380 amino acids.
GCAACAUCAGAUUCUGCGAUUAUUGGCAAGGUUCUUUCGCAAGGAGUUCUGCACAUCCAAACAAUCAUGUCAGCUUUGAAACCAGCAUGGGGAAAUCCGAAGGGACUGACGAUGAAAUCAGUUGGGGAUAAUUUGUUUAUAGCUGAAUUUGGCCUAAAGAGGGAUAGGGAUAGAGUUUUGGAAGGUUCACCAUGGACUGUUGGUAAGCGAGCUGUUCUUACUCAAGAGUUUGAUGCUUCUAUGAGACCAGGAGAUAUUCACUUUGAGGAAAUGUCUAUUUGGGUAAGAAUUAAAAACCUCCCUUUUGGUCUGAUGAAUGGGAAGUGGGGAUAUGAGAUAGCAAACAAAGUGGGGACUGUAGAGAAACUUGAUUUGGAUGAUCAAAACCGUGCUUGGGGGCCUUAUCUCAGAGCAAAGGUGAGGAUCAAUAUUACAAAGCCGCUUCGAAGAGGUGUUUCGAUUUUCUCAACCAAAAGACAAAGGCCAGAGUGGUAUGAGGUGUGCUACGAAAGAUUACCAAAUUAUUGUUAUGCAUGUGGAAUCAUUGGGCAUUCUUCAAUAGAGUGCCCUACACCAGCUGAUCGAGAUGAGAAUGGUCUUCUUCCUUACAGUACCGACUUACGAGCUCAGGUUGAUAGAAAGAAAAACUUUUUUGUUGACAUGAACAGCCAAGGCUCUGCUUCAAUAGGGAAAAACAACACAGAUAAUGGGCAGGGAUCAGAGCCAACACGUUCAAUUACAAAAUCAUCUUACAACCAGACUUUUGGUACUGGUGUUCCAAGAGAACAGAAUGAAAGUCAUAGUAAUGAUGAUAAAGGGGGCGAGGAUACACUUCCCAGCAGAAUGAAUAACAUAGAGGGGGCAAUCUUGAAUGAUAGUCCAAAGCACGAUAUCCCAAUUUGCAUAAGAAAAGAAAUAUCUCAGGAAAAUAGCUGUAACUCUUCAGGCCAAGGGAAAAAAAGAAAGCCUUUUCAAAGUUCUGAACAAGGGGAGAAAGAUUUAAUAAUGGAAGAUACUAAUGGUGCUGGCUCUAUGGAAAUGGCCUUAGUGGCGGUCCAGCCAACUGGACCACCUUAUACUAGAGCGGCUUACGCAGAUGAUGAACCAUAUGAAGUAGUGAAUGAACAAGUUAAGAGGCAGAGGAAGGAGUAUGAACCCACACUGAGUAUAUCGGCGGUGGCUGGGACCCAGCCCCGCCGAAAGCCAUGAAUCUCUUAUGUUGGAACUGUCGAGGUUUAGGGACGGACUCGACAGUUGGUGAGCUUCGUCAUUUGGUGAAGCGAUAUCGUCCCUCCCUCCUGUUUUUAUCGGAAACUAAAAUGAGGGAUACCAAAGUGAGGAAAUUUAUGUGGUCUCUGGGGUUCCAUGGCUGUUUUGCAGUUAGUAGUGAAGGGAAAAGUGGAGGUUUGGCUUUAUUUUGGGUUCAGGAAUGUAUAGUUUCUUUGAAGCAUUAUUCUCCAAAUAUUAUAGAUGUUACUAUAGGUUCAGAAGCAAAUCAAUUAUGGAGAGCUUCUUUUGUCUAUGGUGAGCCGAGGUCUGAAUUGCGCCAUAAUUUUUGGGAUCUUUUGCGCUUUGUUCGUUCCCAGUGGUCUGGACCUUGGCUCUGUGCCGGGGAUUUUAAUGAAGUCCUGAGCAGCGAUGAACAUCUGAGCAGAGGGGAAAGAGGGGAGCAGCAAAUGAGGUUAUUUAGGGAUUGCCUUGAAGACUGUGAAUUAUCUGAUUUAGGCUUUUCUGGGCCAAAGUACACCUGGAAUAAUAGGCAGGUUGGAAGUGACAAUGUGAAAGUACGCUUAGACAGAGCAGUGGCAAAUGGUCAUUUUAUCCAACUCUUUGAAGAUUAUCAUGUUGAAAAUGUCAUCACAUCAACUUCAGAUCAUUAUGCUAUUCUUGUAUCAAUUAAUCGAGAUUCUCAGUAUAAUGAUAGGAGUUCCUUUGAUAACAAUUUCAAAUAUGAAGCAAUGUGGGCAAGAGCACCAGAUUAUAAUGAUAUUGUUGAAAAGAAAUGGAAAGAGGAUUUUGAGGGGCCUAGAAAUCUCCAAUCAUUUUGGUCAAACCUAAGCAGAAUGGCGACCUCUUUAAAACACUGGAGCUCAAGAACUUUUGGGUCUAUCCGGAAGGAAAUAAAAAAACUUGAACGACAGUUGGCGAUGCUUCGUUCCUCAAGUGCCACACCAGCUUUUUCAGUUGAAGAGAGGAGAAUUGAACGAAAGCUAUGUGACUUAUUUGAAUGUGAAGAAAUUAUGGCUCGCCAACGUUCUAGAGUGGAUUGGCUCCAAGCGGGUGACCGAAACACUUCAUUUUUUCAUGCCAGAGCCUCUGCCAGAAGAAAAACUAAUAGAAUUUCAUAUCUAUUGAGAGAAGAUGGUACAAGGUGUGAAGACAGAGAGGAGCUUAAAGAUGAGGAGAUACGUGAAGCUCUGUUCCAGAUGGGACCGACCAAGGCGCCUGGUCCUGAUGGCUUCCCGGCGUUGUUUUACCAACGCCAUUGGGAUUUUUUACAGGCUGAUAUCUGCACAGCUGUUAGGGAUUUUCUACAAGAUAUGAUGAAGGCUUAUGACCGGGUCGAAUGGAAAUAUCUUCAGGGAGUUUUAAGUAAGAUGGGUUUUGCUGAUGGAUGGAUCCAAACUGUAAUGAAAUGUGUGACAAAGGUGCGAUAUGCCAUACGAGUUAAUGGUGAACUCUCAGAGCAUUUUAUUCCAACAAGGGGAUUGAGGCAAGGAGAUCCCAUCAGUCCAUACCUUUUUCUCUUAUGUGCGGAAGGCCUAUCUUGCUUAAUGAAGAAAAAAGAAGCUGAAGGUAAAAUAAACGGUGUAAAAAAUGGGAGAACUGGACCAGCAAUAUCUCACCUCCUUUUUGCAGACGAUAGUAUUUUUUUCAUUAGAGGUGAUAUGAAGAACCUUCAAGCUCUUAAUGAGGUGUUGCACUUGUAUAGUGAAGGAACAGGCCAACGGAUUAAUUUCCAGAAAUCAUCACUUUUCUUUGGUGACAAAUGUCCGGAACAAGUUAAGGACAGAGUUAAAUCAUAUAUCAAUGUCCGUAAUGUAGUUGUGCAAGCAAAUUAUUUGGGCAUGCCGUCUUGGGUGGGGAGAUCUCCUACAAGCACUUUCAAUUUCUUACCUGAACGUAUGUGGAGGAAAAUAAGAGGCUGGAAUGAUCGCCCCCUUUCAAGGGCUGGUAAGGAGGUUAUGUUUAAAUCAGUCAUUCAAGCAAUCCCAAUAUAUGUUAUGAGCUGUUUCCGCCUGCCAGCUGCAAUUUGUGAUAAGAUGAGGACAACAAUCUCGAAUCAUUGGUGGGGCAUUGAAGAGGGUAAGAAAAAGAUGCACUGGCGUUCAUGGGAAUGGCUGACCGCCCCUAAAGCCAUGGGUGGCAUGGGGUUUCGAGAUAUGCAAAUUUUUAAUCAAGCUAUGUUGGGCAAACAAGCUUGGAGAAUUCUAACUGUUCCUAAUUCGCUUUGUGCGAGAGUGCUCAAAGGGCGCUACUUUCCUGGUUGUUCUUUUUGGGAUGCGUCUCAGCCUCGAAGUUCAUCUUUCACAUGGCGCAGCAUCAUGUAUGAUGGAGCAGCUGGCAGCUGGAAUGAAGAGAUGGUUCGAGCUUGUUUCAAUGAAGAUGAUGCUGAAAAGAUUUUGCAGAUACCUCUGUGCCAUACUCCUUGUGAGGAUUUCCCAGCUUGGCUACACACUAAGUCAGAGGCCGCAGAGGAUCAUGAAGCAACAGUUUUUGCAAUCACAGUAUGGCACAUUUGGGAGUCAAGAAAUGCAGCU